Messenger RNA from Heterocephalus glaber (naked mole-rat), 1264 nucleotides. NCBI's taxonomy places the organism in Eukaryota, Metazoa, Chordata, Mammalia, Rodentia, Bathyergidae. The record is from RefSeq and is a predicted model, not a curated record.
GGCGCAGGUGUGGGCAGGGCGGGGGAGGAGGACGUGGAGGGGAAAGUUCAGAAGUUUUUCCGGUAUCGGCGGCACUUGGGGCGGUUUUCGGGAGAGCCUGAGGCUGAGACAGCAGAAAGAAUUUGCCCCGGCCGGGGUUCGCCUGAGGUGCAGACUGCGGCCGUCGCAGAGGAGUGACCGGAGUGACCGGCUGUCCGCCAUUUCCUUGGUGCUGCGUUAGUCGGCUCCGUUGCCGAAAGGAACUGGAAAGCCAGGCGUCGAGGAUCGGCCUGCGGUGCUCUGAGCAGGCAGUAGCUGUCAGGCACCUCCAGGGUUUGCGCCCAUCCAGGGGAUGAGCCUUCGAGCGUGGCCCUCAGAGCUUUUCACCGACCUCUGACCGACUUGGUCCAGGCGCUUUCACCACGGGUUUAUUUUCGCUUCUCAGAAAAACCAAUGACUCAAGUACUAAAUGAUCGGAUAAUGCAAAGUUGAGCACAUGUGGUACAAGUAACUUCAAAUGUUUUAUUAUUUACCAGAAAGUUUAUAAAAGCUUUGAUUGAAGAUGUCCUCCUUGUUCACUCAAGAAAUUUGCCUUUCUAAAAGACACAAGGAAAUAGUAUCACAAAGAUUAAUGUUACUUCAACAAAUGGAGAAUAAAUUUGGAGAUCAAAACACAGAAAAGGCAUCUCAGCUGAGAUUGCCCAUCUCAGCUGAGACUGCUUUCCAAAGGAAUCUUAGCCUCUUAAGGGACAUAGAAGCAGCUGAAAAGUCUUUACAGAGCAAGAUUCACCCACAUCCACCGCCUGAGGUGGUUUCUCUUGAGACUCGUUACUGGGCAUCAGUAGAAGAGUAUAUUCCCAAAUGGGAACCGUUUCUCUUAGGGCAAGCACCAUAUCCUAUUGGUGUUGAAAAUCACAAUGAAGCAGAAAACACCAUUCUAAAUGAGGCAUAAUGAUAACUUACUCUUAAAAACCUCCUUAAUGAAGCUGAAUAUUAAAGAACUUGUAGAUAAUUGCAGGAACUUUAGGAAUUGAAUAUGUUGAUAUUGUUUCAUUAUCUCUAAAUGACAAUGAAGAUAUGAGACUCUAUUGAGAAGUUUCUGAUCAUUCCUACCAUUCAGGGUCAUGCAUCUGCUUUCUAUCAUACCCAUGGCAUGGGAACUGUUAAAAAUUAAUAUUAAAGUAUUAUUAAAUAAAUUAUUAAAUCAGUGAAAAAAAAAUCCCAGCUCUGUUAUUUACUAGUGGAAAGACUUUGGGUAAGUUGUUCAAAUGUUUUAAGUCUUGUU